UACCUCCUUGGUGGCAUCGCCGUACCCAUCCUGUGCUCCUGCCUCUGUCUCAACAACUUUUGUCCAGCACCAUGGCCGUUCGUCAAGCCAUGCUGGCAUUGAAUGCCAUGCGUAUCACGCCCGUGACCGUCAUGACCACGCGUGCAUUGAGUGCAUCGUCCAUUCUCUCUGCUCGAAUGCCGUCGCCGCCCCUCUCCAAGUACCUCAUGUUUGUCAUGGACAAGCGCGAGGACUCUGAUUUUAUGAGCAAGCAUAAGCUGGAGGACAAGAAUCUGCGUGAUGUGUCUGUCGAGCUUGGUCGCCAGUGGCGCGAUUUGAGCGAUGCAGAGCGUGAGCAAUACGCCAAGCGCUACACGGAGAAUCGCGAGCAGUACGAGAACGACCUUGCCAAGUUUUUGAAGUCGCAUCCCCCAAUGCCGCGCCCCCCACGCAGUGCGAUGGCACUCUGGUCCAAGGAGUCGGGCUUGGCGGCUUCAACGCCCUUCACCGAGCGCAGUCGCGCCUGGCUCGAGACCUCGGAGGAGGAGAAGAAGCAGUGGGGCGACCGCCUCGAGGCUGCCAAGGGAUCCUACAUCAAGGAUCUGGAACAGUGGAUCGAUACACACAAGGAGGACUAUGCGCGCUUCCAGGAAUUCCAGGAGAAGCACAAGCCCCUUCCUUUUGCCCAAUGGUAUCAACGGGCGCGCAUCUCCAAGAAGGCUGAGAUUCGGGACCUCGUUCGCGUGCCCAACGAGAACAAGACCUACAAGCUGGAGAAGUUACCUGAAAAGAACAAAGAGGAGCUGCGCAACUUUUACAACACUUACAAGCAAAGCAAGCGUCGUGCUUUGAAGCGCGCCCUGCGCCAGAACGGCCUGCUCUGGAUUGUGGCCCGCUCCUAAAUGUGCAUUCGCCGAUGAUAUUGUCGUUGAAUCCUGCUCAGCCCUGCUUGCCCCGUGAGUUUUGCUUCAAGCCUCUGCGUUACUGCUCAUGACCAACUUCAGCCAUGUCCGUUGUGCAUUGCUAUUGUCAGCCCAGUCCUACUACUGUGCUGAUGGAAUGGAGUGUUGCUGUAUAUUGCCGUUGUGUAUUAAUUUGCUGGCCAUGAAUGGAAUGAUUUUGCCGUCGUGCUUCCGUGACGUGCAAACGGUUUGCUUG
This is a messenger RNA of Monosiga brevicollis MX1, 1137 nucleotides long. RefSeq lists its product as uncharacterized. Bases 72 to 881 code for a protein of 269 amino acids. The transcript is spliced from 7 exons. NCBI's taxonomy places the organism in Eukaryota, Choanoflagellata, Craspedida, Salpingoecidae. The record is from RefSeq and is a predicted model, not a curated record.